Helianthus annuus (common sunflower) is the source of this 1111-nucleotide messenger RNA. RefSeq names its product putative disease resistance protein RGA3. Gene Ontology annotation, biological process: defense response to other organism. The record is from RefSeq and is a predicted model, not a curated record. NCBI's taxonomy places the organism in Eukaryota, Viridiplantae, Streptophyta, Magnoliopsida, Asterales, Asteraceae. The transcript is spliced from 2 exons. Gene Ontology annotation, molecular function: ADP binding. The coding region runs from base 116 to 697 and encodes 193 amino acids.
CAACCCAUCUCGUAUUGUUGGACGCCAAGCUGAGAAAGAUGCACUGGUUCAACAGUUAUUGUUACCCGCUGAAGAACCAUGUGAUCAAAACUAUAGCAUUGUUCCCAUAAUUGGUAUGGGUGGGGUUGGGAAAACUACUCUGGCUAGACUUGUGUAUGACGAUGUUCAAGUCAACAAUCACUUCAAACUCAAGGCGUGGAUCUGCAUCUCAGAUGAGUUUGAUAUCUCUGUUAGAAGCAAAGAGAUCUUUAUAGCUUUUGGAGGUGAGGUAAAGAAGGAACAUGAAAAUUUUAAUAAACUUCAAGAAGCUAUUAGAGAUCACCUAACACGAAAAAGAUUUUUAUUGGUUUUAGAUGAUGUGUGGAGUGAGAGUCGUGAGGAUUGGGAAACCCUCGUCAGUCCCUUUUAUACAUGUUCUCCAGGAAGUAAAAUCAUAGUAACAGCACGAAAGGAUAAAUUACUAAAAGAGCUGGGUUACAAUUCUCUGUACAAGCAUCUGGAGAGCCUGUCAGAUGAUGAUGCUUUAUCUUUGUUUGCUCUACAUGCAUUAGGCGUAAGAAAUUUCGAUUCACACUUGUCUCUUAAACCACAUGGUGAAGGUAUUGUGAAGAAAUGUGAUGGGUUGCCUCUGGCAUUGAUCGCACUUGGUACAUCACUGAGGACAAAAAAGAUGAAGAUUCAUGGAAGGGAGUGUUAGAAAGUGAGAUAUGGAAAUUACCUGUUGAAGAUAAAAUUAUCCCAGCCCUGAGACUUAGCUAUCAUGAUCUUUCGGCACCUUUGAAGCGAUUGUUUGCAUACUGCUCAUUGUUUCCCAAGGACUUCCUGUUUGAUAAGGAGGAUCUGGUUUUACUUUGGAUGGCUGAAGGAUUCUUCCAGCCAACUCCAAGCGAUUUAACAAAAGAAACCUUGGGUCAAAAAUUCUUUGACGAGUUGUUGUCAAGGUCAUUUUUUCAACAUGCACCUAAUAAUGAAUCAUUAUUUGUGAUGCAUGACCUCAUGAAUGACUUGGCGACAUCUGUUGCUACCGAGUUUUAUUUUAGGUUAGACAACGAGUCAGGGAAGAAUAUUAAGAAGAUGAAGCUAGACAAGUACCGCCAUAUGUCAUUUGUUG